Molecule: messenger RNA, 2495 nt
Organism: Conger conger (European conger)
Lineage: Eukaryota; Metazoa; Chordata; Actinopteri; Anguilliformes; Congridae
Product: zinc finger MYND domain-containing protein 19-like
Exons: 7
Coding region: 299-982 (227 amino acids)
Source: RefSeq, a predicted model, not a curated record
GGGACCUCCUAAAAAGUAUGUUUUGCUUCCUGAAAAGUCUGCUCGUGAAUGACCGAACUACCUGAUAAUAUGUAUUAAAGGUCCCUCCCACAGAACUGUUCGGUGGUCCCUCCUCAACUUCUGAAGGCGAGCCCGGCGUUGUGUCACGGGCCGGUGGCAACAGCGGUAGGAAGAAGCCUCGGUUUGGUGAAAGGCUAAGCGAAGAAACCGGCAGCACAGUGGGUUUAGGGGGUCGCCCUGACGAGAUAAAAGUUCCUGAUCGGCUUUCACUUGUUGCCCCUCACUCAUUGUUCUCCAAAUGUCGGAUUUCAAGCUUGGAAUUGUUCGUCUCGGCCGUGUGGCCGGGAAGACAAAAUACACUCUAAUAGAUGAACAGGACAUACCCUUGGUGGAAAACUAUGCCUUUGAGGCACGUAUGGAGGUAGACUCCGAUGGUAAUGGAGCAAAGAUUUUUGCCUACGCCUUCAAUGUCGGCAAAGGGCGCUGGGCCGGCCGACCACUCCACGAGUUGCUGUGGGAGAAGCACAGAGGAGGCAUUGCUCCUAGUUUUCAGGUUGUCCACAUAAACUCUGUCACCGUCGACAACCGACUGGACAACCUGCGUCUUGUUCCUGUGGGCUGGAGCCCCAAACCCGAAGAGCUUUCCAGCAAGCAAAGGGAGCAGUCUCUGUAUUGGCUGGCCAUCCAGCAGGUACCAGCCGACCCCGUGGAGGAGCAGUACCUGGAGCUGAGCCGCUCACGCUACUACAAUGCCAACGGGGAGCUGGUGGAGGAGGAGGAGUGCUCCUGUACUUACUACGAGUGCCACUACCCGCCUUGCUCGCUCAUUGAGAGACGACUCCGAGAGUUCAACAUCUGUGGCCGAUGCCAGGUGGCACGUUACUGUGGGUCCCAGUGCCAGCAGAGGGACUGGCCAGCCCAUAAGAAGCAGUGCCGUGAGAGAAAGAGAGCCCUUGCCCUGGAACCAGAGCCGGAUCGAUGAUCUUUGGGCCGGGCCAGGAUGCGGGUUGCAGGAUGGAUAGGACAAAAGACUUUAUAGUUCAAAGCAAGUGGAAAGCAAAAUCAUACCUCCCAGAACUAUCCUCUCAGUGGCUGGCAUAAAAAAAUGUCUGACCUGGGAAAUUAUGGGAAAUGUAGUAUUUAUAUGUGUGAAGGGGGAGACCCCAUCUCUGCUCCACUAACACUCGCAGACCUACAGCUGCAGAUUUUUGUGCGUGGUGCACAAGGGUGAAACAUCACAUCAGUGGACAAGAUUUAAGAUGAUAACAGCCAGCGAACAUCCUUUUCUCUUGCUUUCACCAUCUUGUUCAGUAACAUGAUCUGGAAUACAGACCCCCCCCCCCCAAAAAAAAUCUUUGCAUGUCUGGCACAAAUGUUGCAAAUAUUGUUACUGUAUUCCAUACCCCCAACCCCCAACCACUGCUGCACAAAGACUACUCAUGACUGAAGAUUUGGGGGUUGGGGGCGGCCCAAGGUCAGAGAGGGUGCUUUGAAUGUACUAUGGCCCUCCCUGUAUGUUUGUUUGAGCUACAUGGCAGAAUCUACAUGUGUUGGACUUCUUCUGUAUUUCCAUGUAGGAACAGUAACUCAGCCAAAGUCAUUGCAACAGUCAUUGACUGACACUACACAUUACUGUUUAUGUAUAACAUUGUACACACUUGUUUGUUUUGGGUGGUUCUAUUUUCUCCAAAAACAAGGACUUGUCACUUUUACACAAGCCUGCAGGUUCUGCACAAUAGGUCACAUUGUCCAGCCUGACACCAGCUGUAAAUGGAAAUUUAAGGGCUUCAUUUACUGUGACAGCGACCGCCCUUCUCAUACACGUGUACGUGGACUAACCAUUGUGUAGACCCACACCGGUAAAUGGCGCAUCUCAGUCCAAGGGUACUGACAGGGAUGGUAAUUGUUUUUAGAAUUAGAAUUAUUUAUCUGGGUGGGUUCAAUGCUGUGCACUGAUUUCAACUUGCCUCCCUCCCACCAACAUUUGUCUCUCCUCUCUGUUAUCUUAUAUGGAGGGAGCAACAAUGAUUUUGGAUAAGUUGGAUAAGAUGUUUUUUUUAUUGUUAAAUAGAAAAAUCCAUAUGUAGAAUAAAUGACUUGCCAGAACAGGAUAAAUGUUGGAAACAACUAACCAAAAAUGGAAAAAUAAAAGCGAAUAAAAUAUUUAUGUUCCCAUGCGAGUGCAGUCUUAAACACAGAAUGUGACUUGGACAGAAAUUGGCAAUUGGCUGCAGUUACAGUGGGUAAAAAUACAACGGUGCAGAGUAAUAUCCUAAGUAAUUAUCAAUACAAUAGUCCAUCAAGUUCUGGGUCAUGGUCAGUAUUGAUGGCUUGUUGCAGAAGCACAGUGAAGAUGAAAUGAGUAGCCUGGCACAUGGGUGCACCUCUUCACUGGGAUUAAUCCAAACUGCAAAUAUGCCUGUGUUAACUUUGCUUAUUUUACUACUUUGGUUCCAAGCAAAGUGAGAAUAUGAAGGAUUAAAAACUGGCAUGUG